Apis cerana (Asiatic honeybee) is the source of this 2291-nucleotide messenger RNA. RefSeq lists its product as uncharacterized. Gene Ontology annotation, molecular function: odorant binding; olfactory receptor activity. Gene Ontology annotation, cellular component: plasma membrane. NCBI's taxonomy places the organism in Eukaryota, Metazoa, Arthropoda, Insecta, Hymenoptera, Apidae. The record is from RefSeq and is a predicted model, not a curated record. Gene Ontology annotation, biological process: sensory perception of smell; detection of chemical stimulus involved in sensory perception of smell.
UUUCGAGUACCAAAAAAAUCAUUCUAAAAAGGACAUGAGAAACAGUACUGAGGGUUAAUUCUUAUUCUAUCUUUAUCCUUCUAUUAUUUUUUAUUCUUAUUAGCGCAUUAUUCGUAUAUGAUAUAGGAUAUCAAUAUAUUAAUAAUAAUAAAAAAAAAGACUAUAUAUAAAACCAGUAUUCCGUUUAAUUAAUUAAUUGGUUUUAGAAUGAGUCUAUAAUAGUUUCUGAAACAAAUAAGAUCAUAAAAAAAUUUUAAAAAUUAUAAAAGAUUAUUUAUCAAUUGAUAUUAAACUUAAAUAUCAAUUUUUUAAUAUUUUUCUUUGACAUUAUAUUUGAGAUGUUAAAAAAUUAUACGAUUAAAUAGCACAAAACAAAUUUGUUACACAAGUAUAGUCAAAGAAAGAAUAUAACUACAAAAUAAAACAAUAAUUUCAAAAAUAAUAAAAUUGUAUUGGAAAUUUCAUUUUUUUAAAAAAUUAAAUUUAUUAUUUAUUGAACUUGAUUAAUUGAUAAAGAAAAAUUACGUUUUAUAAUACAAAUAAAUGAAAUAAAUGAAAUUACCUCGUACCAAUAAAUGAUUAAAUCCUUGCAUUUUGAUGCUCAAAAUAUAGCAAAGAUGAUCUGGAAGAUGUCUUAGACUUCAAAGAUUAAAAAUAUUAUCCAGUGAUAGAAGAAUAUUUCUAUAUCAAUCUCUAAAUCUCACGAUGCAUUAUGAGAAUGACUACAAUAAUUAUUGUACAUGAAAACAACAGAAGGCAUAUCAAAUAUAAAAUGUAUUAGAUGCUAUUUGCUACUUUCAUGUAACUUUUCUCUAUAAUUUUACUACUAUCCGGUAAUUAAAUCACACAAUAAUUUCUAUUAAAUCGUAUAAAUGGGGGAGUCCUUUAUCCAAGAAAACUUAAUACAUUGCGUGCAAUAUACAUAUAAUGGAAUUGUGCUUAAAUGCUUAAUGAGGGAAUCGAUUUUCACUGGCCCCUAUUCCACAAACAUUUCCGUAAGACAGAUUAUUAUUUUCACUUAUCGUAUCUUCUAACUUCGAAGAAACAUUCGAUGAAAUGGGUAUGCUCAAUAUGGAAAUUCGUCAAGUACUUCAUAUUCUGGAACUGACAGGAACAUUUACGUGCACUUGGCCAAUUAAUCCGAACGACAGUAAAAAAUACAUCAUUAUUCGUAACAUCUUGUGGACAUUCACGAUAUUGAACGUGAUUUUUUUAACAAUAUCCUUGAUGCUUGCUAUUUUUCACUUUCGAAACGAUAUACCUAAAUCGAUGAAAACUGCCUCUGAGAUGGCUGCUUUGCUCGAAGUAGCUUUGGAUUUGACUCUCUGCAAAUGGAACAACAACGAAAUGCAGGUUUUGAUAGAAGAAGUCAAGUCGUUCUUGGAGAUAGCCAACGAAUACGAAAUUAAAAUAUUACAGGGAUAUAUAAAUCGAUACAAAAAGUUCUUCUCAACAGUUUCGAUGGGAUACAUCUUACCUUCGAGCUCGUUCAUUCUGAUGCCUUUGUUCUCUGCCCAAGAAUUACCCGCAGAGGGAUGGCUUCCAUUCUCCAUCGAACCACUCGGAAUAUACUGCGUAGUCUAUGUCAAUCAUGUUUACUGUAUUUUACAAACGUCAUUUUGCAUUUUUGUAGAUUUCACGAUUGUCAUCCUCUUUAGUUUUCCCGCUGCCAAAUUAGACGUAUUACGGUCAAAAUUGCGGCAUGUGAAUAAUUACGACAUGUUGGUGAGCUGUAUCAAGGAACAUCAAAAAAUAUUAGGAUUUGUGGAGGAUACUAACGCUACUGUUGAGACUUUAUUAUUCAAAACGAACGUCACGAUGGGAAGCACUGUGAUAUGCGGAGCUUUCCCCCUGCUUAACGAUCAAUCAUUGGGCGUGGUCACUCAAUUCCUUCCUCUGGUAAUGUCAGGCAUGUUGCACUUGUUCGUCAUCGCCUGGCCGGCAGACGAUUUAAGAGAAAGUAGUAUACAAUUCGCAGAAUCGAUCAAUGAUAUUCAAUGGUUGGGACAAUCAAGAAAAAUGAAAAGUUGCGUGAUUUUCAUGAUGAUAAGAAGUCAGAAAUCAUUUCUCAUUCGAAUGAAUAGUUUGUUACCACCUCUUUCUUUGGAAUAUUGUUCAAACUUUGUAACUACAAUAUCGUCCUACUUCAUGGCAAUGAGAACUAUGAUAGAAUCAUAAUAUAUCCUGGGUUGUAUUAUUUGAAUAUUAUUGCAACGUGUAAUAAAUUUAUUGCUCGAAUAGAAAGUUAUGCAAUCGUUGUGCUUUUUUUAAAAUAAAAUAUAUGAAUGAAA